Drosophila takahashii is the source of this 782-nucleotide messenger RNA. NCBI's taxonomy places the organism in Eukaryota, Metazoa, Arthropoda, Insecta, Diptera, Drosophilidae. The record is from RefSeq and is a predicted model, not a curated record.
UGCGAAUGGCAGCAAGAAGAAGAGCGGGCGGGUUACGUCGACUGUGGAAUCUUUAGGACGGAUUUGAUAGCGAGAUACGCCUAGGAACUGAUAAGCCCGGAGGCGGGAAGCGCAGUAGUCAUGCUGAGAAUGGCUGCGAGGAGGGUCGUCUUUGUGUAUGGAACGCUGAAGCGCGGGGAGCCCAACCACUACUGGCUAACAAAGAAGGAGAAUGGCGAGGCCAAGUUUCUGGGCAGGGGAACGACGGCGGUGAAGUUUCCCCUGGUAGUGGGCACCCGCUACAACAUUCCUUUUCUGCUCGCCCGCCCCGGCGAGGGGAACCACAUAGAAGGCGAGGUCUACGAGGUGGAUCAGGCCAUGUUCGCCAAACUGGAUGAACUGGAGGAGUACCCAGACUACUAUGAUCGCGAGGAGCAGGCCAUACUGACAGAGCAGAAUGAGACCAUCCAGUGCUGGCUGUACCUGAUCCGCAAUUUCCCGGACAAAAUGCUGGCCAAGAAGAUGUUGACCUCGUACCACAACACGACGGAGCAGCCCUACUGCGAAACGUCAGUGCGCACUGUUCCGGCCAGAGAAGAUCUAUCUUACUGAACCUACAACUCCUCCCGAUUUUACAGCUACCUGGAGAGCUGCCCCGAGGACCUGGCCAUGGAUGAGUGAGACGAGACACGGGAGCGCUUAUAAAAAAGUAACGUUUAUAAACGGAUUUCAACGCAUGGCUAUUAUUCGUAUUCUAUUACAUUGAUUCCAUACUUUAAAAAUGCAAAACGAAAUGAACAAUA